CGAUAGUAAACCAAUCAGAGUUGCCGAUAAAAUAUUUGAACUCGGUGUUUGGCGCUAUCCAAAAAGGUUGCACGUUCUGGAUAUUUUUUUAGCUGUAAAAAUGGCUCACAAAAACAUUUAUUACUCAGAUAAAUACACAGACGACCAAUAUGAAUACAGACAUGUGAUGCUUCCGAAAGAAAUUGCUAAACUGGUUCCCAGUAAACUGAUGUCAGAGGCGGAAUGGCGAGGCCUAGGUGUGCAACAGAGCCAGGGCUGGAUUCACUAUAUGAAGCAUGAUCCAGAACCCCACAUUCUGAUGUUUAGACGACCCCUGACCCCCACCCAGAAGUAGUUACAUCAUCAUCAUCAUGCAUUGAUCACACCACGUCUUAGCCACAUAUUUUACUUUUUCGAAGACCACUGCCAUGUCACAACCAACAGACCCACCAUCACAAGGAUCUUGGACAUUAGUUCAAACCCUUUCUGUCAAACCACCACAAAUUCCUACACAACUAAGCUAUAGAGAAUUCUCCAGUGCAAGAGACAUCACACAAUGCUACAGAAUGGUGAUGCUUUGUACAUAGAAGUCUGGAUUUCCUCUGUCAUUUGUUGGAAUAUUUUGUGAUUAUUUCGCGCAUGCAUGUUUCUUUACCUAUUCUACUGUUCCACAGAGCACUAGCCUUUGUAUUACAGAAUGUCAACAUCAACAGGUUUUGAUGUAAAAUGAUACAUUUCUCAGGUUUUUAAACUUAAUAUUCAUAUGCAAGAAUAUACUGCGCUUGUGAUUGGUAAAAAUCAUAAUGGUAUAAACUGCAAUGCAAUUGUGAUGUAAUUUGAUUGAAAUUUUAAAAA
This is a messenger RNA of Magallana angulata, 834 nucleotides long. Its product is annotated as cyclin-dependent kinases regulatory subunit 1-like. Gene Ontology annotation, molecular function: histone binding; cyclin-dependent protein serine/threonine kinase activator activity; ubiquitin binding. Gene Ontology annotation, biological process: regulation of mitotic cell cycle. The transcript is spliced from 4 exons. The record is from RefSeq and is a predicted model, not a curated record. Bases 101 to 334 code for a protein of 77 amino acids. NCBI's taxonomy places the organism in Eukaryota, Metazoa, Mollusca, Bivalvia, Ostreida, Ostreidae. Gene Ontology annotation, cellular component: SCF ubiquitin ligase complex; cyclin-dependent protein kinase holoenzyme complex.